GCGGGAAGGCAGAAAGGAUGCGGGGAGGACUUAGCGACUUUCAGAGAAUUUUCAAGGCUCCUCUUGGGAGCGGCCUCUACUUGGGCUGGUGCGUCCCGCUACGUCCGCAACGCCAAGUCCAGGCCCGCAGUCACCCAGGUGCAGAGCAAGAUUGAAGGAGACAGCGGAAGGACUUUCCCGGACUGUGUUGUCGCUCAACGGACCACGCCAAUCACCACGCAGCUUGCCCUCCGGCCCUCCUCUUUGGGGGCGUGUCCCUAGUGAGUGAUAGACGGAGCCGCCCGGCCCCACUCAGCCCAGCCCACGUUGCUGCUUAGAUUGAAAUGCAGAACUCAAGCCUCUUUCAUCGGGGCACAGACUUCCUUUUACUCCUUCCUUUUGCACUCUCGCCGCCUCCUCCUGGGGAGAAGCGGAGGCACAGGCGGCCCGGGGCAGCGACAGGCCGGGCCACUGAGGCCACGAGAAAAGUUUCUUUCUGGGAGUGCGGAAUUGGGGCCCGGUUGGUGUACUGCUCGGAGCAAUGGAGCCAGCCUUUGGGGAGGUGAACCAGCUGGGAGGAGUAUUUGUGAACGGGAGGCCUCUGCCCAACGCCAUCCGGCUUCGCAUAGUGGAACUGGCCCAACUGGGCAUCCGACCGUGUGACAUCAGCCGCCAGCUACGGGUCUCUCACGGCUGCGUCAGCAAGAUCCUGGCGCGCUACAACGAGACAGGCUCGAUCUUGCCAGGAGCCAUUGGGGGCAGCAAGCCUCGGGUCACCACCCCCACCGUGGUGAAGCACAUCCGGACCUACAAGCAGAGGGACCCCGGUAUCUUCGCCUGGGAGAUACGGGACCGCCUGCUGGCGGAUGGCGUUUGUGACAAGUACAACGUGCCCUCGGUGAGCUCCAUCAGCCGCAUCCUGCGCAACAAGAUCGGCAACUUGGCCCAACAGGGUCAUUACGACUCAUACAAGCAGCACCAGCCCGCGCCGCAGCCGGCGCUGCCCUAUAACCACAUCUACUCGUACCCCAGCCCCAUCACGGCGGCAGCCGCCAAGGUGCCCACGCCGCCUGGAGUGCCCGCUAUCACCGGCUCGGUGGCCAUGCCACGCACCUGGCCCUCCUCCCACUCCGUCACUGACAUCCUGGGCAUUCGCUCCAUCACCGAUCAAGGCACCAAAUGGUCUCCCAGCUGUAAGCAGUUUUGUGUCAGCAUCCAGCAUGGCUCCUUAUCCUACCCCGGCCCAAGUGUCGCCUUACAUGACCUACAGUGCUGCUCCUUCUGGUUAUGUUGCUGGACAUGGGUGGCAACAUGCCAGUGGCACCCCACUUUCCCCCCACAACUGUGACAUUCCCGCGUCGCUGGCGUUCAAGGGAAUGCAGGCAGCCCGAGAAGGUAGCCACUCUGUCACGGCUUCUGCACUCUGAUGGGAAAUUCCAUCUGCUGCAGCUUCACCCAAGUCCCCCCUCUCAGCACACCCUCCCCCUCUUCCCUGGUCUCGGAUCCCACCCCUCUGCCCUCCAACCCUCCUGCCUCCAAAGCUGGCUUUACGGACUCACAUCCUUUGUGCUGAUGACACUUAAAUAUUUCUUGCCAUAACUUCUCUCUCACAGAAAGCCUGACACGACUUUAGGAUUUAAAAACAAAAGCAAUGUUAAGGACUGAAUGAGACAUUUGUAUUGCCCACACACUGUUUGAACGUAGUGAAGAAAUCUGCACCCCUCAAAGGGCUUAAGGAACUUUUAAAACUAGUCUUUGGUAAAACCACAUGUGUAUAUUUAUUCUAAAUCAACCUGAACUUUUGAAACGUGCAAUUGUUGAGAUUUUUGCAAAAUCAAUAAAAGAAAAUGCAUAUAGAAAAAAAGUUACGCUACACCCUCUAAUCAAAUAAGGUAACAAAAUAAGCCUUAAUUCAUCAUUAGGAAACCAAUCAAUAAUUGACUUGUUUGAGUGAUCCUUUAUUUUUAACAGAUCUAUUUUGUUGAAAAAUAUAUGUAUAACUCAAGCAAUAUCUGAAUUUAGCUCCUCCUGGUGUCUUGACCUGGUUCCAAAUACAGUAAUGUUUAUAUUUUCUAUUAGUUUGUAAAUAUGGACUCUGGAUGGUGCAUUUGUAUUUUCAUUCCAUGUGAUUACCCCCCCCCCCCCAAUUUUUUCCUUUCUUUUUGCAAAGGUGACUUUCUGGCAACAUCUCUUUCUCUGUUUGGUGGUUGGGCUGCUUGGGCUCCGGGACCUGGACUUGCCCCACAUUUUGUGUGUGCAGUGAAGGCUUCAACAUCUCAUGAAGGACUUUUUCUUUCUACGACAGAGGACUCAAAACACAGAUAAAACAAGCUAGUCUCCCAUUUUGUAUCCCAAUCAAACAACACACAUGCCAAGCAUAUAAGGACAAGAGGGUGGAAAAUAUCUGAACAAGAAGACUCUAAAGGAAGUCACUUAGAAAUCUAAGUUUAAUGUGAAAUGCUUUGCAAAGACACUUAAAAUGAACUUUAUGUUAAGAAAACCACUGUGAAACUAAAUUGUACUGUUAUUGUUGGCUUACCUGUGUGUUCAGCAAUCUCAGCCCAAAAUUACAUUGUAAUUUUUUAAAAAAUGGAAAAUUCUGCUUUAAUGAAUGUAAAAAUGGCUUGCUGUGAAGUUUACAUUGUUGUACAGAAGCAUGUUUCACGUGUAGGUAAACUGGUGGUGGUGUUAGAAAUACAAAUGCUAUUUAAUUUUUAAAAAUUCCCUUUAUUCAUUUUUGGAGUUACAGGACAGUUUAAUGGAUGGAUCUUUUUAAACCAAUUUGUUUUUCACUUUAAUGUUAAUAAUAGAGCUGAGGAGUGUGUGUGUGUGUGUGUGCGCGCGUGUGCGUGAUUAUGUGUUGUAUUUUAAAACAAUUGAUAUUCUUGGGCAAAAUUCUACAGUUAUAAUCUCUUCUGUUUGGAAAGUUCUUCCUUCUUGGCAACAUAGGCUUGAAAAUAUGUUUUUAAAACAUUGGUACAAUUCAUCUAUUGGAAAAUUAAUAUAUUGUGGGUUUUUUGGUAUUAAUUCUGUGCAAUAACAGGGCACAUCACUAGAUAUGGAUGUUCAAAGAUACGUUCGUUAGGUGACUUUGAUUUUUCCUUCCUGUGCUGUGCACAGCCCACAUGGCAAUCCUGUUCUGUCACAUAAGUUUCACGGCCUCGUUUAAAACUCGGAUGGCUAGAUUAGCUAGGUUUUCAAAUCACUAGGAUGUAAACAGUAAGGAGAUUUCUGACACACAAGUUAUGUUUGAGGAACUCCUUCUUUCUAGCAGCAGAUAUCUUAUAGAGAGCUUUGAACUGCAUUUAUUUCUAAAGCAAGCGAAAUUCAGCGCUACAAACAGAGGAUUAUAACUUCAGGAAAAGAAUAAGCAGAAGGAGCAGAUGAACUCUCAGGGCCAUAGUCUUCCUUUGAUCUUGUAAAACUCCUAUUGACAUCUGGAGUUCCCAGUCUGCUGAAAAAAUAGACUAUAAACUGAAUGGAACAAAAUACCAGUCCAAUAUUUGGGUGGAGACUUUAAAACCAUACUGUACAGGGACUCUCCUGCCAUGCAGAGAAACUGGCAUAAGGUACAGAAUUAUUUCUUAUCAGAUGUUUUUAGGUGGCUAUUAGGAGUCUUUAAAAAAUACCAAUUGUUUGUAUGAAAACACAAUGAAAUGUUAUUUUCUUUAUCUAAAUUAAGAAAUCUCUUGUUAUCCUAUUUAUAUAUAUUUUUUCUGGUUCUUGUGUUUUUAAAAAUCUAAUGUUAAUCGUAUCAAAGUUUGGGGUUUUUUUGUUUUUUUUUUUUUUGCUUUCCUUUUUUUCCCCUAGGUCUUUUCUCAGCAACAAUGAAUUCACAUGGAGUAAACUGAAAAAGAUAAGAGAAAGCCCAAAUACAAUGUGCUACUCAAAGCACAUUGUGAUCUAAAGCUAUUUUUAAAAAUAAGAGAAGGAAAGUGGGAUGGGAUAUGGGGUUAGGAUUGUUUGAUUUUUAAACAUUAUUAUUACUGGUUGAUGUUGACAUAUUUCCUGUUUCUUACGGGGGUAAAAGUGUUGUUUUUAAACCAGCAAAUGCACUCUUCAGAGAUCCUUUUCCAUCCCAUCCACAUGGAGAGGUUAAAGGUUCAAUUUCAUGGCCUCUAUGCAGGCCAUGCUCUCUCUCACAGGAUGCCAGAGUAUUACCUGCAAGGACAGAAUGCAGUUGUACAACAGACACAUUCUAAUUUCUCUCAUUUUUUCCUACUUUUAAUAAUCCUCUUAUUAAAUAUUGGGCUGAAAUAUAAAUUAAAAAACACGUUGGAAAGGAUGUACAACUGAAGGCUGUGUAUGUAUAUACAGUAUGUCAAAAAGCCUUUAUUUUUAUACUUCAAAUGCUCUAAAUUAAUAAAAAGUAAUAAUUACCA
This is a messenger RNA of Vicugna pacos (alpaca), 4361 nucleotides long. The record is from RefSeq and is a predicted model, not a curated record. Lineage: Eukaryota; Metazoa; Chordata; Mammalia; Artiodactyla; Camelidae.